This is a messenger RNA of Pieris rapae (cabbage white), 2764 nucleotides long. RefSeq names its product retinaldehyde-binding protein 1. The record is from RefSeq and is a predicted model, not a curated record. Gene Ontology annotation, molecular function: phosphatidylinositol bisphosphate binding. Lineage: Eukaryota; Metazoa; Arthropoda; Insecta; Lepidoptera; Pieridae. Gene Ontology annotation, cellular component: membrane. The transcript is spliced from 6 exons. Bases 16 to 1083 code for a protein of 355 amino acids.
CUCAAACCUUAUCUGAUGUCCCGUAGUUACAGCCUCCGAAACAAAGAGGCGCAGUACACAGGGUGUCAGGGGCAAGGCGUUAUCAUAAUCUAUAAAAGUGCGACGGUUACUGCGCGCGCGCACAUUUACUCAUUCGCGCGCGCUCGGUCCGCAUUGUACGCGUUUCGCGUGUUUUUUGUUCCACACGUGAUUGACGGUGUUUCCAUAAUGACGUCCAAUGACUUCCGUCUGGAACGGAACGUAGAACUAUCGGAAGAGACCAAAGCCAUCGCUGAAGAGGAGUUGAGAGAGACCCCAGAAAGGGUAAAAGAGGCUUUGGAAAGACUGAGAGAGUUGUUAAAAGAGAACAAAGACUUAUACUUCGGUGAUGAUGAUGAAAUCCUUACCAUAUUCCUGCGUCCCUGCAAGUGGUAUCCAGAGAGUGCAAUUGCCCUUAUGCGGCGUGUAGCUGAAUUUAAAAAAGAAAAUGCCUCUCUACUGGACGGGUUGCUACCAGAACACGAAAUCCAACCCUUCUUAGAACACAAAGUUGUGAACGUGCUGAAGGGCCGUGACCACAAAGGAAGAAGAGUUCUAGUAGUCAAUGUUGGAGCCUCCUGGGACCCGAAGAAGGUGACGGCGGACCAGCUCUUCAGGCUUUUUUACUUAAUUCACGAAGCCGCGAUGUUGGAGCCAGAGUCUCAAGUUCGAGGCACCGUCGUCAUCAUGGACUUCCACAAUAUGGGCUGGACUCAGACAUGGGGACUUACACCAAGCUUCUCAAAACGUCUCCUGACUUUCAUUCAGGAUGCGAUGCCUUUACGGUUGAAGGAAGUCCACUUUGUCAAGGAACCAAUGCUUUUCAGUGCCGUAUGGAAGAUGUUCAAACCUUUUAUCAGAGAAAAGCUAAAAAAUAGGAUAUAUUUCCACGGAUCAAAGAUGUCUUCGCUCCACAAGCAAAUGAAUCCAUCUCACUUACCAGCCGAUUACGGUGGCGAUCUGCCAGCUAUCGACUACUCUGGGGCUGAAUGGUACCCGGUCAUCAACGAAAUAUUACCGCAUAUACAUAACUGGAACUCCUAUGGUUUUGCUAAGGACUCCUAAAUUAGAAAUAGGUGUACUAACUAAGACCUGGAGUAUAAACGUCUUAAAUAAUACUAUAUCUACAAUGUCAGCCAAUUAAGUUCAGCGCCACCUAGUGGCGUUUUAUAAAAACAAUUUCGAUCAUUAAUUUUUAUUUGACAAAACUAAUUACUGUCUGCUCUGUUACACAAUAAAUGUCUAUUUCAUUGUUAUAAUAUUUAUGAUCAUCCUUUUGAUUUAAGAAUUUUGUGUUCGGAUCAUGUAAUUUCCUAUUGAAUACAUACUGUCUUGGUUAGUAGUAUUGCCAUAACUAGGGGAUAUUAAAUUGUAGUUAGACGAGUGUUGGUUAUAAAAUUAGUUGUAGGAUACUCUUUUUAAUUUCUCAGUACUUAUGGAGAUAGUACGAUUCUGGUAGUUUUCUAAGAUCAUUAAUAUAUAACGAAGCAUUUGUAGUUUAGAGAAUAUAAUUAUGUGAUUUUUUUGUACCUAAUUUUAUUAAAUGACUAAUAAUUAAGACUAAACCGGCAGCGAUGUGUAAGACAAUAAAAUUAUGUACAAAAUAUAUUUACAAUAUUCGUUAAGGUGAAUUCCAUAGGUUUUUUAUAUUUGUGAUUUUUGGACCAAUAUUCAUAAUAUCGUGAUUGUUGAAGACUGGAUUACAAAUGAAUUAUUGUGCCUUUAUUAAUAUUAAGAUGUGAUAUGAAAUCAUUGUUAAGUGUUUGAGCGAGUUUCAUGACAUGAUGUAUAAUCCUGUAAGCUUAUCUAUCGGUAUACGCAAGACCCUAGACAAAUGUUUUAGAUUCAAGCGUUCGAAUUUUAAAUUUCUAUGGAUGGUCAUCUAAAAACUUACCCAUAUAAUAUAUUUUAUAAUUUUAGACCAUAUUUUAGGUAAAACAUUUCUUGGGUCUUCCCUCAGCUCUGGCUGUGAGUCUAUAAUGCCACACGGAGAGAAAAAGUACAAAAACCUUAUCGUGUUAACAAAAAUUCAAUCUCUUAAAUUAAUCACUAAAGUCACGCGAGUAUGCCAUUUGCAUUUUAAAAUACAUAAUAUUUAAAAUAUCCAAAAGUGAUUUUGUCUCAAGCCCUGAGUAAUAUUUGGUCUUCCAAUGUAUGCUAUCAGUAAUUUAAUUAUUUUCAUUUAUUAAAAAUGUUUCAUCCUCGUAACUAAUGGUUGGUUUUUGUAUCUUUUAUGAGCGUUGUAUAAAAAAUUUAGAGUGAAAAUGUGACCAAAGUUAUUCUUAUAAAGAUUUGUUAUGUUUAUACUAAAUAGAUAAUGAAUUAGCAAUGCAAAAUCUAACACCUCUGAUAAAUCGAUAAUUCUGUUUUCAGCUCAUAGUUGUAUAUAAAAUAUCAAUACCCCAAACUGAAAUGAUUGUAUCCUAUGUUUAGCGUCCUCUUUCAAUCACCAGACAAAUCUUGUAUGACUGAAUCCUUGAUAUUCGUAGGCGUGAUUCGCUAUUUAAAUUUGUAUAUUGUCUAGAGCUACUUUUGCCUAGAUCCCGGUUAUUGUAGUACUUGUCUAUGAUUAUGUACAGAAUAAAAGCAGCUCUUUUAUCUGUGGCACAGGGUGCAUCGCUGAUUCCAUUAUCUAAGUAUUUUCUUUGAAUGUUUAGUACUAAGAUCGAAGAUAUACCUGUGUUGCUCAACGUAGACUGUUAUAGCAUACCAUAUGAAUUUUUAAAUAUAUGACAAUAAAUUUAAA